Letharia columbiana is the source of this 522-nucleotide messenger RNA. RefSeq lists its product as uncharacterized. Gene Ontology annotation, biological process: DNA-templated transcription. Bases 1 to 522 code for a protein of 173 amino acids. Gene Ontology annotation, cellular component: RNA polymerase I complex; nucleus; RNA polymerase II, core complex. Lineage: Eukaryota; Fungi; Ascomycota; Lecanoromycetes; Lecanorales; Parmeliaceae. The transcript has 4 exons. The record is from RefSeq and is a predicted model, not a curated record. Gene Ontology annotation, molecular function: DNA-directed RNA polymerase activity; DNA binding.
AUGUCGGACUACGGCGGCGAUGGUGACGACGCUGACGAUGGCUACGAUCCCUAUGAGCCAACUUACGACGACGACGAACCCUUCUCUCCUCAAGACCCUGACGAUGUCGAAAACCCCAACGCGCAAACCCCCGCCCCAGGAGGUACGGAGGAUCCAGACGCUCUAAUACCCGUGACGAACGGCGUUGGGGGAGCGGUCGUGGAGAUCAAUGGCGGAGGUGGAGAUGUAAAUCAACAUCAACAAGGAAAAAAGAACGCGGUGCUGGGAUUGAAGGCAAAGAAAAUACCAGAGCAUGAGAGAUCGACGACGCCAUACAUGACUAAGUAUGAGAGGGCGAGGGUGUUGGGGACGAGAGCGUUACAAAUUAGCAUGAAUGCGCCUGUCCUAGUCGAUCUCGAAGGAGAGACGGAUCCGUUACAAAUUGCUAUCAAGGAGCUACGGGAGAAGAAGAUACCUUUGGUCGUCAGACGGUAUUUACCCGACGGAAAGUAUGAAGACUGGACAUGCGAAGAGCUGUUGUGA